AUGCAAUCGCCGUCCAAAACGCCCCUUUCUCCGCCGUUUUUAAAAGAUGAACAAUUGGACCAGUCAACUCUGUUAGAAAAAGACAAUUACUAUGACCCCCAUUCGCGAAGUCAAUCCGUUCAAUAUCAAAUGGUCCAAAACUGUGGUCUUCCAAGGGAAUCGGACUCGAUGAUCACUCCGUAUAAUUCCUAUAAUAUGUAUCAACCACAAGAACCUAAACGUGAUGACUCACAGCUGUUUUCAUAUAUUGUCGACCCCAAAGCUCGAAUGCCCCCCUCUCAAAAUUGGUAUAUCAACCCAACUCCUCUUGACCAAAAGGUUAAACCCAAAGUUAGGUGCGUUGGCGAGGAUUUUUGGCAAAAGAGGAUGUCCGAGUCAGAGAAGAGAGACUUUAAGAAGAAGCCUUUCCCACCCGCUCGUAUUCGAAAACUCAUGAAAAUCGCAACAGACAAGAAACACGUCAAAACAGAGACCGUCGAAUUGCUCUCAAGAGCUUGUGAACUGUUCAUUAUGGAUUUGACUACACGUGCAAGUGUGGUCACUUCAGAGGCAAAGCGCAAAGUCAUUAAAAAGGAGGACAUCGUCGAGUCAAUAACCGGCGAUGAACAAUUCGACUUUUUGUUCGAUUUGCUCCCAAAAACAUAA
Messenger RNA from Entamoeba invadens IP1, 645 nucleotides. Its product is annotated as nuclear transcription factor Y subunit C-7, putative. NCBI's taxonomy places the organism in Eukaryota, Evosea, Mastigamoebida, Endamoebidae. The coding region runs from base 1 to 645 and encodes 214 amino acids. Gene Ontology annotation, molecular function: protein heterodimerization activity. The record is from RefSeq and is a predicted model, not a curated record. Gene Ontology annotation, cellular component: CHRAC; nucleus. The transcript has a single exon.